AUGAAAGAGGAGUACAUGUGUUUCAUGAAUGAGUUCCUGGAGAUGGAGUGGGGCGCCAUGCAGCAGUUCCUCUUCGAGAUCUCAAACCUGGACAGUGUGAGCAACGCGGGGGGCUUUGAGGGCUACAUCGAUCUGGGAAGAGAGCUGUCCAUCCUUCACAGCCUGCUCUGGGAGGUCAUGGCCCAGCUCAGCAAGGACGCGAUCAUCAAACUGGGUCCGCUGCCUCGCCUCCUGAACGACAUCAGCAUGGCUCUGCGGAACCCACACCUACAGAGGCAGCCCAGCCACCAGGCCCGGCCCAGCUUCAACCGGGGCAUCUCCUCCGACAUGCACCACCUCCUGAUGAGAGACCUCAACAGCUCUGUAGACAUCACUCGCUUGCCUUCCCCCACCUCCACUGGAGGAAUGAUGCCGUCCCGCUCACAGAUGGCGUUUCAGGACCGUGACCUUCAGCGGGGGACGUCCAAAGACAUGUUUUAUAUGUCCCGCCCUCCUCUGGCUCGCUCCAGCCCGGCCUACUGCACAAGCAGCUCGGACAUCACUGAGCCCGAUGCCAAGGAUUCCAGAAUGAACAGCGUGUCUAACCUGCAGUCGGUCGACAUGCUCAACUCCUCCCAGGCCUCCAUCGCCGGGAUGGGCAGCUUCAGCGGAGGUCUGGGCUCCGGCCUGAGCCAGCUGCGUGCCGGUGGGAGGCUGUCGGCUGGCUCUGGCUCCAGUAUUUCGGGGGGCCUCCGCUUGGGCCAGCUGAGCCAGAUGGGUACAACCACCGACUCACUGUCCCAGCAGCAGCAGCAGCAGGCGGCCGCCAUGCGCUACCCGCUGUCCUUCCAGAACCCCCUCUUCCACCUGGCAACAGCUGACGGCCCUCAACACCAGCACAGCCGAGCCCCCCCUCUGCUCCUGACCCCAGAGCCCGACGCCUCUCACCAGUCCUACAUCCCACAGUUCGCCCAUGGGGGGUUCUCCCGCAGCGAGGACCUAUCCACCCUCCGGACCAGAGACACACACCUCGGCCAGCCCAGCAUCAUCCACUCACACAGCUACAGCGACGACUACAACCGAGCCGAGUUUGCACGCAGACAGAUGUCCACACAUGUGCAGGACAACCACCCGCAGAUGGGCAUUAUGUCUCAGACCGGGACGUCCCACUCAUCUCUGGCCACCACUCCCCCCUCCACAGUGCUGCCCAUGAGACAGAGCUCUGUGGCUCCGCCCCCAGCUCAGCGAAUGAAAUCUCAGACGUCCCAUCAGCUGUCAGUCAACCUGUCUGCAGCCACGCCCCCUGCUAAGACCCGCCCCCCCAGUGCCAACCUGCUGCAGUCCCCUGAGUCUGCUUACACCAGGCAGAACUCCCGCCAGCUGUCCGUCAAAGACAACACAGCGCCGGGUCUGCCCCACCAGCAGAGCUCUACACGGGAGAACCAGAGCCCACAGAGCACCACCAGCCCCAGUGGACAGCACUCCCCUCAGCAGCAGCAGCAGCAGCAGCAGCAGCAGCAGCAGCAGCAGAAACACCUGCUGAAGCCCAGCAUGGCCAAACCGGCCUCCCAGAGCCCGCAGACCCUGGCCCCCGCGAACGAGCGCACAGUGGCCUGGGUCUCCAACAUGCCGCACCUGUCCGCUGACAUCGAGAGCUCCAGGAUCGACCGCGAGGAGUUCAAGCUGAAGGAGUACUCCAAGAGCAUGGACGAGGGUCGCAUGGACAGGGUGAAGGAGUACGAGGAGGAGAUCCACUCUCUCAAAGAGCGUCUCAUCAUGUCCCAUAAGAAGCUGGAGGAGUACGAGCGCCGCCUCAUGAGCCAAGAGCAAACCACCAACAAGAUCCUGCUGCAGUACCAGAACCGGCUGGACGACAGCGAGAGGAAGCUCCGGCAGCAAAAGGUGGAGAAAGACUCCCAGAUCCAGGGCAUCAUCAGCAGACUCAUGGCUGUGGAGGAUGAGAUCAGAGGGGGACCUGUCAUUGAACCAAAAAGCCGGAUGUUCCCGGAGCAGGGGAGGCGUCAGUCCAUCCUAGUGCAGCCCCGCGUGGCCCCGGCCCCUCCCCGAGUGCCCAGCCACUCCCACAGCUUCAUGGAGGACAAUGUGGAACCUAAUUGGCUGAUGCGCCAUCGUCAGUCUGUGGGAUGGCAUGGCCAGAUGUCCAGAGCACUUUCUCGUGACGCGAUUGGUUGA
Knipowitschia caucasica is the source of this 2172-nucleotide messenger RNA. NCBI's taxonomy places the organism in Eukaryota, Metazoa, Chordata, Actinopteri, Gobiiformes, Gobiidae. The record is from the annotation of a GenBank genome assembly.